Microthlaspi erraticum is the source of this 1020-nucleotide messenger RNA. The record is from the annotation of a GenBank genome assembly. NCBI's taxonomy places the organism in Eukaryota, Viridiplantae, Streptophyta, Magnoliopsida, Brassicales, Brassicaceae.
AUGAAGAACAACAACAACAACAGCACAAAGACUAAUUUGAUCCUCUUCCACCACCACCACACUCCUCUAACCUCAAAAUCAGCUUCAGCCGUCGCCGCCGCGAACCACCACCGUCUCUUAUUCGUCUUCUUCCUCACUUUCUUCACUUUCAUCUUCUCUUUCUCUCUCUUCUCAUCCUCCCUCCACUCCACCGCCGCAACCUCCUCCAGCUCUCUCUCCUCAUCUUCCCCCUCCUCCUCCCUCCCGCCACCGAUCCUCGCCGCGCUCCUCCACUUCACUUCCUCAACACCACCAAACACCUCAAUGUCCUUCUCCGAGCUCUCCGCCAUCUCCUCCGCCAUCAACUCCAAAUCCCCAAACUGUAACCUCCUCGUCUUUGGCCUGAGCCACGAGUCUCUCCUCUGGAGAUCCGUCAAUUUCAAUGGCCGCACUGUCUUCGUCGACGAAAAUCCUUACGCCGUUUCCAAAUUCGAGCAGAGUAAUCCCGGAGUCGAAGCUUACGACGUCGUUUUCUCGACCAAAGUCUCUCAGGCGGGUAAGCUUCUGGGUUAUUAUAAAACCCGACCCGAAUGUCGACCCGUUCAGAAUCUGUUGUUCUCAGAUUGCAAAUUGGGGAUCAACGAUUUGCCCAAUUUUGUAUACGAGGUCGAUUGGGAUGUGAUUUUGAUUGACGGGCCUUUCGGGUACGCGGCUGAUUCGCCGGGAAGAAUGGCUCCGAUUUUUACGGCGGCGGUUUUGGCGAAGAGUAAAGACUCCGGGAAGAAGAAGAAGAGGAAGAAGACGACGGAUGUUUUUGUACAUGAGUUUGGGAGAAAGAUUGAGAGAGUUUACAGUGAGGAGUUUCUAUGUGAGGAGAAUCUAGUUGAAGUCGUCGGAGAUUUAGGGCACUUCUCCGUGGCGGCGGCGGGAGAUAGUGAAAAUGUAGGAAAUGGGUUUUGUCGGAAUUCGACGAAAUUGUCGGAGCCUUUUACGCCGGAAAAUGGUGGCGAUGGAGAAGAGGUCGGUGCUGAUGAUGACUGA